CUCCAGACUACUCCAUUGAGUGCUGGGAAGGCGCGUUUGCGGCGGGACGGGUGCGCGGUCCAGGCUCGAGUCGCCCUUUUUGCGUGCUGUGGACGGCGAGGCUGAAAUAGGAGACGUGCGACGCAGUGUGGGACCAAAAGAACUGGCGAGAGAGACUGCUUUAACCGCGACGGCAAGCUGCAGCGCUUCACGCUGCUCGCUGAGACGCCUGUGGCGCCGUAAGCGAGGGACUAGCAGCAAGCGGCAUUUGCACCGCUGCUGCGGCCGCUGCGCACCCGCUGGCACCACAGACCUCCUCCGAGGCCUGCGCGGCCACCACUGCGGCCGCCAGCACUCCAAGCGAACUGCUGGCGCUCCGCCGCCACCGGCCGCUCUCGAGGCGCCCCCCGGGCGCCGCCGCCACGAGAGAGACGAGCGGAGAGACUGACGAGAGGCAACCGCGCCGUCACCCGCCACCGUCGCAGGUCAUAGAAAAGCUGUUCCAAAGAUGCCCAAGGAAAUCACCGACAUCCGCGACUUCCUCCAGAAGGCGCGCCGACGAGAUGCGAAGGCCGUGACCAUCAAGACGACGCGGGGCAUGACGAAGUUCAAGAUCCGCUGCAGCCGCUACCUUUAUACUUUACGGGUGCAGGACGGCGAGAAGGCCGCGAAGCUCGAGCAGUCGCUGCCGCCGGGGCUGCAGCGCAAGGACGUCAAGUAAGUGUCGUUCGUAUGUA
Pelagomonas calceolata is the source of this 716-nucleotide messenger RNA. NCBI's taxonomy places the organism in Eukaryota, Pelagophyceae, Pelagomonadales, Pelagomonadaceae. The record is from the annotation of a GenBank genome assembly.